Eimeria tenella is the source of this 711-nucleotide messenger RNA. RefSeq lists its product as uncharacterized. Gene Ontology annotation, cellular component: cytosol; eukaryotic translation elongation factor 1 complex. Lineage: Eukaryota; Apicomplexa; Conoidasida; Eucoccidiorida; Eimeriidae. Gene Ontology annotation, molecular function: guanyl-nucleotide exchange factor activity; translation elongation factor activity. Gene Ontology annotation, biological process: translational elongation. The transcript has 4 exons. The coding region runs from base 1 to 711 and encodes 236 amino acids. The record is from RefSeq and is a predicted model, not a curated record.
AUGGCGGCGCCGCAGUUCGGAAACCUCAAGGGGGACGCGGGGCUGCAGCAGCUAAACAGCUACUUGGAGUCCAGAUCCUACAUUUCAGGGUUUGCUGCAACACAAGAUGAUGCAGCAGCAGCAGCAAAACUCCUGGGGCCCCCCAGCCCCCUCAAGUACCCCCACGUCUUCCGCUGGUACUCCCACAUAACUUCUUUCAGCAAAAGAGAAGCUGCUGCCUGGCCUGCGGGGCAGCAGCAGCAGCAGCAGCAGCAGCAGCAGCAGCAGCAAGACGACGACGACAUCGACCUCUUCGGCGACGACGACCCUGCUGCUGUGCAGCAGCUGAAGGAGAAGCAGCAGCAGCAGCAGCAGCAGCAAAAGAAGAAGAAGGAAGUUGUCAACAAGUCCUCCCUCCGCCGCCGCUGCUGCUGCUGCUGCUGCUGCUGCUGCUGCUGCUGCAGACGCGGAGAGCGACCUGGACGAAGUGGCGCGUUUGACGAAAGAAAUAGUGCUGGAGGGCCUGACUUGGGGAGAAACAUUUUGGACGAAGUUGUGAACACCAGCGACAUUUUGGAAGCAAUUGAGGCCCUGGGCCUCACGCCGCAGCAGCAGCAGCAGCGCCGGCUGCAGCAGCAGCAGCAGCAGGACGCGGACAGCGACCUCGACGAGGACGAGGACUUCCCCGGACUCGUCCAGUCCGCAGAGAUCGUCUCCUUCAACAAACUCUGA